This is a messenger RNA of Phlebotomus papatasi, 869 nucleotides long. RefSeq lists its product as uncharacterized. The transcript has 3 exons. NCBI's taxonomy places the organism in Eukaryota, Metazoa, Arthropoda, Insecta, Diptera, Psychodidae. The record is from RefSeq and is a predicted model, not a curated record. Gene Ontology annotation, molecular function: protein binding. The coding region runs from base 323 to 790 and encodes 155 amino acids.
CCCUGACACUUUCUCAUUAUCAUAAAAAUGUUGUACAUUCAGUUUUUUUUUCUCUCGUCAGGAUGCUGCAGGAAAAAUGUAGACCUCCCUCCUGAAUCCCAUUCCAUGCACAGCUUAAAGGAUGGAAUAUCGCAGGAAAAAAAAGCUUCACAUCUUGGAAGCUCAGAGAGCAUUACACAAAUGUCUCUUUCUGCUGCUAUCUCAUGACCAAAUCACCCACCCAAAGCACUAAGGUCGGGGCAAGGGGAUGGAUGAGUAGGUGUAACAAUUUUAUCAUGUCGCACGUAGGCAGGUUGACUAAAGAUUUCAGUCUGAGAGAAAUAUGAUGAACAUCAGUGAGAUGAGCAAGAAGAACCAGCAGGAGCUGAAGAGACAAGUGGAGCAAUCGAGGGUAUUCUACAAGAAUCUCCUGCAGAGAAAUCUCCAUGAAGAAGAGCGCCUUCGUGAGCGAAAGCAAGCAAUUCAGGAUCAAUUGCUGGGAUGGAUUGGGAAAUACGACGAGGACAUUGGGGAUAGGAGUAAGGAGCUUAUGCGACUGGAGGCGAUUAUUCGGGAGGAGCGUGGACGAUUGGAUUUGCUCAAAAGACGUUUCAUGUCACAAGAAGUGGAGUACAUACGACUGAUGGCACAGAAGGAAGCUGAGGAAAAGAGGAUUCAAGAAGAAAAGCUACUGCUUUUUAUGAUGAAUCAUGCUGCUGUUAACAUUCAACGAUGGUGGCGUCGGGUUCUGGCACGCAAGAAAUCCAAGAAGGGACGUAAGGGUAAAGGCAAAGGAAAGCGAAAAAAGUAAAUGUUAGGAUGCGCAUUCCAAAAAUUAUACCAUUCAUUGCUUCAAAAUCAUGCCUCAAGUUUGAGUGAAAUUCUUGUAA